Messenger RNA from Penicillium malachiteum, 2442 nucleotides. Its product is annotated as DUF3405 domain-containing protein. NCBI's taxonomy places the organism in Eukaryota, Fungi, Ascomycota, Eurotiomycetes, Eurotiales, Aspergillaceae. Bases 1 to 2442 code for a protein of 813 amino acids. The record is from RefSeq and is a predicted model, not a curated record. The transcript has a single exon.
AUGACCGUCCAGGCGAGGAGGUCCUCCGCGGCCUACAGUAAACCGUCGCCCUACUCGUCGCGUGCCCAUGACAACGACAUUGAAAAACAACGACUGAAUGCUCGACCACAAUAUCACCAUUACAGUCGCAGUGACGACGAGGAGGAAGAAUCAGAAUCAGAUAGCGGCCCUGACCACUCCUCCAGUUCUUAUCCACUGGCCGCUGGCAGUUCUCGUCGUGGUGGAUCAAACGUGGGCUUUCGCGUCCCUCAACGGAUAAUGCGAUGGCUUUGCCUAGGAUUAUUCAUCUCACUUAUCCUUUUCAUCUUGACCCUCUUCCGAUUUACCAUCUCGUCCUCCGUAUCAAAGGUCGCCGUGGAACUUCCUAAAGUCGUCUCCCCGAAACCGCCCGCAUGGGAAUCAUUCCCAUUCCUCGACCGCUACCACGGUGGAUUAAACAACCUCGUCGCUCGUUAUGACAAUGUACCCGAAUACCCUGGUGAUGGUGCUGAUGUGCCUAUACCCAUAGAGGAGGAGGAGGAGGAACACGACGAGGAAGAAACCCAGUUGAACAAACGGGAUAUGAAGCUAUCCAUGUCAAGUUCUGUCUUUAAUCCGUAUCCAGACUACAAUUCUCCUGAUUAUAUCAAGAAGUAUGGUGAAAAGCGCGAAUGUUUCUUGGACAAAGAUGGUUCUAUUCGCAUUCCAGCUGUGCAAUCUUUCCCCGGUGUACCCAAAGGAUUCCCCGAGCCGGUGAUUGGAUCAAAUACGAUGCUUGGGAUCCGUGACGACAUGUGCUUUGAUCGAUUCGGACGACUGGGACCUUAUGGACUUGGAUACGGCGUUAAGAAGGGCGGUAUCGGAGCCGGUCUCGAGGGACAUCGCGAUGGUGCUGAGCGUGUCUGGGAAGAUGUUCCUCCGGUAGACUUCCGACAGAUCAGCUGGGCGGAUGCACAGCACCGAUGCAGUGCUGCAAAUAGCCAUCGCUUUAAGGAGCUGCCCGAGCCACGCUUGAACCGAUUCGUUUCGAUGCCUGUGGGAGUCUCCAAUAUCAAUGUUGUUCAGGAGCCAGAGGACGCUCAGAGAGCUGCGCCCAAGGUUGGAUCAGAGCGCCUACAAAAAACCGCGGUCAUUAUCCGUACCUGGCAUGACUUCCACUACACCCCCGAAGACAUUAUGUAUCUCCGAGCUGUAAUCUCCGAGCUCUCAUUGCUGUCCGGUGGUGAAUACACUAUUCAUUUCCUUGUUCAUGUCAAGAACAACGAUCUUCAGAUCUGGGCGGAUGACGAAACCUACGAACGCGUCCUUCAUGAUGCAUUGCCCGAAGAGUUCCGUGGAAUGGGAACGCUGUGGUCUGAGGCACAGAUGUCGCUGGUGUAUCCUGGUCUCGAGGAGACAUUCACUCGCGGAUUACCUAUUCAUGGAGUCUAUCGCAGUACUUAUAUGCCCAUGCAGUACUUCGCUUACCAGCAUCCGGAAUACGACUACUUCUGGAACUGGGAGAUGGACGUUCGCUACACCGGUCAUUGGUAUCAUCUUUUCGACAAGGUUGGAGACUGGGCGAGAGCCCAGCCCAGAAAGGGUAUGUGGGAGCGCAAUGCUCGCUUCUAUGUUCCAUCAGUUCAUGGCUCUUGGGAAGACUUCCGCCAGAUGGUUCGUGUUCAAACCGAGAGCGGUACCAAUAGUCCUAACAACAUGUGGAGCGUGGCCAAGCCUGAUGGACAGGAUAAGAAUCGGGGUCCAGAUGGAGUGCGUAUCCAAGGUGACAAGUUCAUUUGGGGUCCCGAGCGACCUGAUGAACGCGACAUCUUCGAAGUGGAAGGAGAAGGCAUUCCGCCAACAACUAUGGACAAGGAUCAAUAUCAAUGGGGCGUGGGUGAGGAUGCUGACUUGGUCGUUUUCAACCCUCUGUACGAUCCCGAGGGUACGACCUGGUUGCUUCGAGACGAUGUAACUGGUUACAAUAAAGAAAACGGAAUGCCCCCACGCCGCACUGCGAUCAUCACCGCCUCACGUCUUUCGCGCAAGCUUCUCACCACCAUGCAUCGUGAGACCAGCUUGAAGCACCACAGUAUGUUCUCUGAGAUGUGGCCUGCUACCACAGCGCUUCAUCACGGAUUCAAAGCGGUCUAUGUGCCUCAUGCUGUUUACAUUGACCGUCGCUGGCCUACUAAAUACCUCGAAUCUGUCUUUAACGCUGGUCGCAAUGGUGCAUCAGGUGGCACUCGCACCUCGGUCUUUGGUGACAGGGAACACAACUUCAAGGGUACCACCUGGUUCUACUCUGCCGGAUUCUCCCCUAAUAUCUGGCGUCGCUGGCUCGGCAUGCGAGUCGACAAUGACGGUGGUGAGCAGCAGGAAAUAGCUGGCGAGGGCCGUAUGUGUCUCCCUCCCAUGCUUCUUCACCCUGUCAAGGAUGUGCCGAUUGUGAUUGAUGAAGGAGAAAGGUCAGAAGAUAUGUGA